Lucilia cuprina (Australian sheep blowfly) is the source of this 2329-nucleotide messenger RNA. It is a transcript of the gene Cep135, whose product is annotated as centrosomal protein of 135 kDa. The transcript is spliced from 9 exons. The record is from RefSeq and is a predicted model, not a curated record. NCBI's taxonomy places the organism in Eukaryota, Metazoa, Arthropoda, Insecta, Diptera, Calliphoridae. The coding region runs from base 140 to 2329 and encodes 729 amino acids.
GUCUUUGAGUAGUAAUUUUGACAUUUAAAAGCCGCUUUUUCUAUUCGCUUACAUUAGAUUUAAAUCGAUCCCGGUAAAAAAUCGAAAAUUUAUUUUAAUUUAUUGUUAAUUGUUUAAAGUGUAAAAAAUAUAUAUUAAAAUGAGUUUAAGUGAUAGUGUAUUUAAUAAUUUACGCCAAAAGUUGGAUGUUAUGGGCUAUCGACAGUCAUUGCCCUUGGCCGCCAUACCACUUGUUGGAACUUUAUUUGAAGAUUUUAUAAAAACUACCGAAAGUUUAAGAGAUUCUAAAAAACAAAUUAUGGAAUUAUUAGAGGAAAAAUCAUGUUGGGAAUUGGGUGUCGAACCGUACAAGUGUGAUAAUUCACGUCUACUACAAGAAUGCAAUCAAUUGCAUACACAAAUUAUAAAACAACAGGAAGAAUAUGAGGAAAAAAUACAAGAACUAAAUAUUAAAAUUCGAGAUCUGCAAACCGAUAAAUUACAUUUACAACAACAUUGUGAACAAUUGCAACAACAACUAAAACUAAUACAAACUAAAACUGUUAGUACAAAUAUGAAAAACGGCAAGGAUACGAAAUCUAAGAAACCUUUUAUUACCACCGUGCGUUCAGGACAUGAACUGCCCGCUUUGCAGCCUUUACAAGAGCAUAAUAGUAAUUUGAAAUGUACAAAAUGUAAUAUGGGUUAUUAUCAACGAAUUGAAGCUGGUGGCAUUUCAACAACUAAAACUACAGAUAAAAAUUUAGAACAAUUAGAAAAUACCAAUAAAGAUUUAAUGGAUCACAUAAAAUUUUAUCAAAAAAAGAUAGAAGCUCGCGACCGUGAAAUCUUACGUCUUAAUGAUCUGCUGGCCGGAGGACGUCCUCCUGCUGCCUUGGCUCGUGAUUGUUGCUAUAAAAACUUUAAUACACUAAAUGAAGAUAUUGAUUUAUUGCAACGUGAAAAAAUGGAUAGUCUUACGCGAAUGCGUGAAUAUCAAGAACAAAUGCAUGAGGCAAUGCAAAGGGCUUUGGAUUUAGAGAAAUCAAAUCGUUCUUUACAAAAACAAUUAGAAGAAUUAAAAGAUGCCGCCUUAAUGGUGGAAACACAGGCGAAUAAUGAAAUUGCUUUGAGGGAGGCAGAAGUGGAAAUGCUUAAACGGCAGUUAAAGGAAAUGAUGACGAAAGAGAAGAGUGGUCAGGAUAAACAGAAACUAGAAUUAAAGAAGGGAAAAUCGGCGACAGUGACCACAAUUGAUAAACAUAAAAUAAAUGAGAAAAUUAAUGAAUGGACACAAAGAGAAUCUGAACUCAUGCAAGAAAAUGAUCACUUAAAGCGAAAAGUUACAAAAUUAAAAAGCAAACUACAAUACUUACAAAAAGAAAUCAAAGAAAUCGAAUCUCAACAUUCACAACAUUUGGAUGAAGAAAAAAUACGCCUCAAAUCCGAGCGAGAUUUCUUUCAAAAGGAAUAUUUACGCCUACUUAGUAAGGCGGGUUCAGACAAAGAAAUUGAUUUUCUUCAAAACCAAAUUAAGUCUAAAGACGAAGAACUGCGUGUUUUACGUUCAGAAUUAUGUGAUAGACAAAGUAAUGCUCUUGUGCCCUGCCUUAAAGAUAAUCAAAAUCAAAUAUCUUCCUUACCCUCCACAGCACGUUCUACUGCAUCUAGUUCUAGCAGUGAUUGUGUUCAGGCGGUGGUCUUGAGAGUUGAAAGAGAACGUGAUUGUGCUAGAGCUGAAGUAGAACGUGUUAAAUGUGAAAGGGAUACCUUGAGGGAGAAGCUAUUGUGUACCACUAAAAUGCAUGAUGAGCAAAUGCAUUGUACGCAACAGCGUUUUGAGGGACUCAGUGAACGUUUGCGGCAAUUAGAAAGAGAAAAUCGGGAAUUGCAAUCAGCACGUAUGCCAUCUGAGUCGCAAAUAAUGAUGUUGAAAGAUGAGCUGGAGUGUUAUAAACAACAGCAGUUCCAAUUGAGGGAAGAGAAUAAUAAGCUACAAACAACCUACAAUCAAUUAAAAAUGCUACAUGAACAAACCGAACGCUCUUUAUCGGAUUAUCAAAAUAAACUAUUAUUAGCUGAACGCCAAAUAGAAUCCUCAAAUAUGCGUUUAAAUACUUUAGAUACAAAUCGUGAGUCUUCCCAGCAGGAGGUGAUAAGAUUACGAAGUGAAGUAGCGGCCUUAAAACAGACUUAUGUUUCUUUGGAAAAUGAAAAGGAUAAAAUUUUGACACAAUUAGAUACCAAGACAGAGAAGGUUUAUCAAUUGGAAUAUGAACUGAAAGCCUGCAAAGAAAAACGUAAUAUGUUAGAGAAACAGGUUGGCGAAUUGGAAGAGCAAUUAAGGUAA